Molecule: messenger RNA, 1428 nt
Organism: Colletotrichum orchidophilum
Lineage: Eukaryota; Fungi; Ascomycota; Sordariomycetes; Glomerellales; Glomerellaceae
Exons: 1
Coding region: 1-1428 (475 amino acids)
Source: RefSeq, a predicted model, not a curated record
AUGGCCAUCAGCCCGCGGCCUCACAUCAUCAUCAUCGGCAUGGGCCCGGCCGGCCUCGCGGCCGCGGCGCGCCUCAAGGGCACCGGCAUCCAGUUCACUAUCGUCGACAGCGGCAAGGCCGUGCAGGAUCGCGAUCGGUACCUGCCCGAGGACGCCACCCGCGGCCACGGAGGCGCGGGCCUCUUCUCCGACGGAAAGUUCUCCUUCUUCCCCUCCGCCUCGGAGCUGUGGUCCCUGCCGCGCGAGGGCGACCUGCACGAGGCCUACGACUGGACCUGCAACGUCCUCAACCAGGCGGGCCUCGAGACGCCGCCCUUCCCCAGCAACCCGGACGCCUACUCGGUGGCUGGUAUGGUGGAGAGCGACGAGUGGAAGCUGAAGGACUAUCCCUCAGACUACCUCUCUCUCGAUGCGCGCCUGCGGCUCGUCAAUGACAUGGUCAGCGACAUCGACGGCGCCGUCAUGAACGAGUGCAAUGUCCGAAACGCCACGUACCACGCGGCGUCGGACUCCUUCACCGUAGUCGUCGAGGACCGUGCGACGGGCCAAAUCACGCGGCUCAGCGCGAACAGACUCCUCGUCACGACCGGCCGGUUCGGCCCGCUCGAGGCCAGCCUGCGCCGCAUGACGCGGCAUCACCAGUUCCACCGGCUGGAGGUAGGGUUCCGCAUCCAGCAGCGCAGCGAGCGGGCCUUCUUCCGGGCCAUGCCGCAGCUCGACCCCAAGCUGCGGGUGCGCGAGAGCGACGGCAGCGUCGAGUGGCGCACCUUUUGCGUCUGCCGCCAGGGCGAGACGUGCCUGACAGAAACCAACGGGCUGUGGACGGUCUCCGGCCGGUCCGACUGCCCGCCGACGGGGCGCUCCAACUCGGGCUUCAACACGCGGAUCCUGGACCAGGAGCUGGCGCGCAAAUCGCUGGACCGCGUGCUCGCGGCCAUGGGCCGGCCCGAGGCGCACUUCCAGCUGCCCACGCAGGGUCUGCUGCGGGGCGACGCCGAGGUCGUCGCGGCGCUGGACGAGAUCUACGGCCCGGAGCUGGUCGUCAAGAUGACCGAGGGCCUCCGGCGGCUGUCGCAGACGUACAGCGACCUGGGUGACGACGAGGAGGCGACGAUUAUCGGCCCGACGCUCGAGGGCAUCGGGUGGUACCCCAAGGUCGACGGCAACCUCAGCCUACUCGACGCGCCGGUUUGGGUAGCGGGUGACGCCUGCGGGCUGUUCCGCGGCAUCGUCGCCGCCAUGAUCAGCGGCCACUACGCCGCGGCCUCGGCUAUUGACGAGCUCGUGCAGGGCGCGCAGGUGCGGCUCAUGGCGCUCGCGGACCAGACGCCGAUUGAGAUGGCGAUGUCGUCUAGCAAGCGGUGCCUCAAAACGCUACCGGCAGCGAUCGAGUGCGACGGACCAUGUUGCUCUUUGGCGGGUGUGUAA